Melitaea cinxia (Glanville fritillary) is the source of this 1058-nucleotide messenger RNA. RefSeq lists its product as uncharacterized. Lineage: Eukaryota; Metazoa; Arthropoda; Insecta; Lepidoptera; Nymphalidae. The transcript has 3 exons. Gene Ontology annotation, molecular function: DNA binding. Gene Ontology annotation, biological process: regulation of transcription by RNA polymerase II. The record is from RefSeq and is a predicted model, not a curated record. The coding region runs from base 84 to 659 and encodes 191 amino acids. Gene Ontology annotation, cellular component: nucleus; transcription regulator complex.
UAGCUCUCGCCUCGCAUGGGGAGGACGCGUUCGCGCUCGAUCACAUAUUGUCAACCUUCAUGUAUCGCUAAUAUCACAUAAUAAUGAAUGCGAGGGAGUAUAGAGAGAAGUUAAUUGAUGAAGUAAAAAAAUAUCCGGUGUUGUACGACACGAACCACGAGAACCAUCGCGAUAUUGAUGUCAGAGACCGCUGCUGGCAGGAAAUAUCUGAGCGCCUCGGAGCUAACAGUGAAGUCCUAAAACGCGAAUGGAAGAUCCUUCGUGACUCUCUCCGCCAGUCCCUCAAGAAGAGUGACAAGGGCGUCACAACCAAAGCCGGUUUGCCCUGCAAGAAAUGGCGGUUCCAGAACCGAAUGUCCUUUGUUCUACCCUAUAUGACCAUAAGGCCGAAUCGCCGUUCAUUGAGAAGAGAUAUCAAAAUGGAUGACACGGAAGCUCAAUCUGAUCAGGAUCAAGAAUCGGAAGUGUGGGACCCGGGUAACCACGACCAGGACUCUUUGGAUUUGUACUUCGCCAGCGUCUGCCAAAGCACUAAAAGGCUACCAAAGAAAUACCAGAAUAUGAUCAAAAAACAAGUCCUAGACAUCCUACUGAGGGUCGAAGAGCAGGUCGAGGCAGAAUCUGGAGAGUCAAAGAUGUCAGUGUACAAGAACACGUAAUAAUUUUCCGAAUCAAUCCUUAUGAUGCGCCAAAAUACCAUAAAUAUAAGUAAGUCCCAUAAGUAUAGUGAAAGUGUAGUUAUCCCAGGUGUAAGAUACUAUAAUUUCGAAAAGCUAUUUGAUAAGUUUAGAAGAAAAACUGACAUUAUUAUACAUAGAUCUCUUGUAUUGAUGUGCAGUAACUUUCGAAGUGUUUAGUGCUGCGUGACGGUGUCUUUCCAACUUGUACUGUUUUUUUACUAAUUGUCUUUAGUUCGCAGAUGGAAGAUUUGUCUUUUUCAAGUCAAAUAUUAGAAGAUAUUCAAGCAUGUAUGUAUAUUCGAUUAAACUGAAUUAAAAGUAUCACUCUAUGUCUCUUUUAGGAGGACAUUAUUUCAAAUAAAAAUACAAAAUAGUUAA